AAGAAAAUGAAAUAUUUCCUGAUGAAAUUCUGCAGACUCCUCGUCGUGGCCCUGACUCUGCCUUUACAUCUUCUGGAGAUCACGGGUUUUUACGGUGCCUACAAACGGUUUUUCCCAUUUCUCGCCUACAACAUAACAUUUUCAUACAACGCCAAAGUACACCGGAUUAAGAGAGAGCUCUUCAGAAACGUGGGCACAUUUGCAAAUACCGACGGGACACUGCGUCUGCUGGAGAUCGGCUGCGGCAGCGGUGCAAACUUCAAGUUCUACCCGUACGGAUGCACGGUGAUCUGCACCGACCCCAACCCGCACUUCCAUAAGUACUUACGGCUGAGUAUGGACGAUAACCAGCAUUUGACCUACGACGAGUUCAUUGUGACGCCGGGGGAGGACAUGAAGGAAGUGCAGGACGAGUCCGUGGACGUCGUCGUCUCCACACUGGUCCUCUGCUCUGUCAAAGAUGUGCAGGGAGUUCUGCAGGAGGUCCGCCGCAUCCUUAGAACAGGUGGAGCCUUCUUUUUUCUGGAGCACGUCGUCUCUGAACCGUUCUCCUGGACGUUCUUCUUUCAGCAUGUGCUGGAACCUCUGUGGUACUACCUUGGGGAUGGAUGCAGGACUACCAGAGCAACAUGGAGAGAUCUAGAAGCUGCCGGUUUCUCUAAACUUCACCUGAAGCAAAUUGAGGCUCCAAAUGUUGCCAUGAUGAUAAGACCACAUAUUAUGGGAUACUCUAUUAAAUGAUUGCCAAUAACACUAUCGUAAUGGCAUUUUGCACUGUGUCCAUGUUUUUUUUAAUUAACAAAAACAUUAACUGUGUUGUAUAUUUUGAGUGAAAAUAUAUUUAUUUUCUUUUCAACUGAGCAACAAUUCAUAGACGGUUUGUUCUGUUCCCUCUCCUCCAGAGAUGAACAUAAUAAAUAUUAUCUGGACACUGUGCUUUUCCCUGAUUGUCUACAAGUAACUGUCGAGAAAGAACCUAACAAACCACACUAUAUGUCAUGUUUACCGUUACUCUUGAUAUUCCAUUGCACAAAAAUAAGGAAUGACAAUUGUAAAUGAGAAUUGCUGGUUUGCGAUAUAAACAAAUAUUCUGUCUGACGUUAUGUCCCAGGCAGAAUUUUGCAGAUGUUGUUAGAAGAAACAAAAGUUCAACAGCGACAUUAUGGCAAACACCAAUGAACAAGGAUACAAGUAGAAACAGAAAGUCAUAGUUAAAGCUCAUAAUUUCAAACCUGCCAGUAUUAAAAAUGUACACAACUAUACAUACAGAAUCAGCAAUCAUUUUUUUAAAAAAUCAGCAGGUGAGAAAAUGGCCAAUUUCUCCUUUUCUUAUUUUGCUGAGUAAAUCUUGUCUUGAAGUCUUGUAUCAAACAGAGUACAAAAAAAAGAGGAUCUCAGCCUGAAACGAAGUGUU
Cynoglossus semilaevis (tongue sole) is the source of this 1414-nucleotide messenger RNA. RefSeq names its product methyltransferase-like protein 7A. The transcript is spliced from 2 exons. Gene Ontology annotation, molecular function: S-adenosylmethionine-dependent methyltransferase activity. The record is from RefSeq and is a predicted model, not a curated record. Bases 7 to 741 code for a protein of 244 amino acids. NCBI's taxonomy places the organism in Eukaryota, Metazoa, Chordata, Actinopteri, Pleuronectiformes, Cynoglossidae.